AUGGAGGGAGAGAAGGAGAGAGAGAGGGAGCGGGGAGAGGAGAAAGAGAGCGACGAGACUGAGGAAGAUGAUGAAGAGGAGGAGGAGGAUGAAGAUGCAGAGGGAGCAGCGUUGGUGUGGCAGGAGGGCUCGUACGGAGAGGAUGACCUGGGUCUACCCAUAAUGCACUGGGAGGCGCUGAGCCUGCGCAUCGACGAGCUGGAGAAACAGGAAGAGGAAAAGAGAGAGAAGAAGACAAAGGUGUGUGUGUCAGGGGUUACAGUUGAAUGCUGUCUGUUAGUUAUGGAUGGGGACAGUGUUUUUGGACAGGUAGAGGAGAUGGGGACAGGUGUUUUUGGACAGGUAGAGGAGAUGGGGACAGGUGUUUUUGGACAGGUAGAGGAGAUGGGGACAGGUGUUUUUGGACAGGUAGAGGAGAUGGGGACAGGUGUUUUUGGACAGGUAGAGGAGAUGGGGACAGUGUGUUUUGGACAGGUAGAGAGAGAUGGUGGACAGGUGUUUUUGGACAGGUAGAGGAGAUGGGGACAGGUUGUUUUUGGACAGGUAGAGGAGAUGGGGACAGGUGAAGGUAGGAGAUGGGACAGGUGUUUUUGGACAGGUAGAGGAGAUGGGGACAGUGUUUUUGGACAGGUAGAGGAGAUGGGGACAUGUGUUUUUGGACAGGUAGAGGAGAUGGGGACAGGUGUUUUUGGACAGGUAGAGGAGAUGGGGACAAAGAGAGCAGAGUGGGAUGAGGAGGGAGAAGGAGAGGGUCAGGGUUUGGAUGGGGACAGGUGAUGCAGUUUAGGCCUGUGAAAUGUUUGUUGGAGGGAAGUGUGCUAUAUAAAUUAUAUCAGUGAAACAGCGUUACAAAAACAAAUGUUUCCAUUAAUGGAAUGUUAUCAAGUCAAGUGCUCUGUUAAGUGGCUAGUUUUGCGUUGAAAGCAGUGAUGUAGUAGUUUUAAAUUAAAAAAACAUGGGUAAACACUGAUCGGUGGUCGCUGGUCGCAGUGAAUAAAGUAACGCUCCCUUUACGUUUAAUGCAUAUUUCUGAAAUUGAAAAUAGUUGGCUAAACACAAAAGGUGCUUAAACGGCGUUUACGUGAGUUGACCCUACACUACAUCUCUGGUUGAAAGACACCAUAUACAAUAGUUAGUAACUAAAGUUAGCGUUUACAUACAAGGGAUACCCUCCAUAUCUCGCUCUGUCUAACUUUGUGCUUCCUAUAUCUGAUUCAUCUCCAGUCUUCCAGUGUCCUGGAACGAGGGAAGAAGUUGUUAGAGAGCCGGCCGCUAGAGAGGGAUGGAGGGGAGAGUAAAGAGAACUGGGAGGAUGGAGGAGAGGCGGAGGACUGCAAUAGCCGCGUGACAGCCCUGACCUCUCGGUACGAAGCAUGGCGUUGUCUACCAAACAUAAUGUUAUGAUAGUGUUGUUAAACUAUAGUAAAAGUACAGUAACCAGCCAGAUAGUAAUGCAAUGACCCUGGCAUUGAUAAACAUGAUGACCACUCCCCUUAGGGAGCUAGCUUUCUGAGAGCAUCUGGUAUUGUCUUUGAAUAGUUUUUUUUUUAAUGGUUGAAUUAAUAAACGAAAACUAAGUCUAGACCGAUUCUUGACCACAAGGUUGUGAGUUUGCUUCUCGCCUCAGACCUUUACGCUUCUCCCUUCGUUUCAUCACACUGGGGUCACAAGUGGGAUUUGUUCAUGAUUCUAACAAAAACAAAAAAUUGUUUGUUCUCCUCAGUCUUUCAAAUCAGAUGAACCUCCAGCUGUGCUUCAUCAAUGACAGUGGGAGCGAAGAAGAGGAGGAGGAUUCUGGGGAAACGAUUUGCGCAAAGGUAAGGUCAGCCAUAGGUAGAGUGCUACAGCUCAUAUAAAUCAGAAAGGAAAGAAAGAGGGACUGGAAAGUAUAACUGUUUUAUUUAAAGCCCUGUCACCAUCUUGUUUUGGCCACUCCAGAAUUCCAAAAUGGUGGUAAAGAAUGGUUCCAAUGGUUCCAGCGUGCAGGUGCCCCAUCAGCCCCAGUCCCCGGCUGCCACCAAAAGCAAAUCAUCAGGCUUCAAGGCUGCACUGAGUGCCCUCAAAAACAGGCUGAGGAUGGAGCAGAAACAGGAGGUGAGAGAGAGAAUAGGUUUAAGCAAUAUGGCGCUUGCUUCCCCUUGCCUUCUGAUACAACCCUUGAGAUCUACAGGAGUGGUUAGGAAGGAGGGACUAGGGGCUGAACGUACUGUCCUCGAGGCCCACAGUCUUUGGUUCUUAGGUUUUAUCCUCAGUUAUCUUAUAUUCUGCCCUUCAGCUUGUCCCCUGUGUCUCAGAGUCUAGCCAGUUAUUCUGCCCUUCAGCUUGUCCCCUGUGUCUCCCAGUCUAGCCAGUUAUUCUGCCCUUCAGCUUGUCCCCUGUGUCUCCCAGUCUAGUCAGUUAUUCUGCCCUUCAGCUUGUCCCCUGUGUCUCCCAGUCUAGUCAGUUAUUCUGCCCUUCAGCUUGUCCCCUGUGUCUCAGAGUCUAGCCAGUUAUUCUGCCCUUCAGCUUGUCCCCUGUGUCUCCCAGUCUAGUCAGUUAUUCUGCCCUUCAGCUUGUCCCCUGUGUCUCCCAGUCUAGCCAGUUAUUCUGCCCUUCAGCUUGUCCCCUGUGUCUCCCAGUCUAGCCAGUUAUUCUGCCCUUCAGCUUGUCCCCUGUGUCUCCCAGUCUAGCCAGUUAUUCUGCCCUUCAGCUUGUCCCUGUGUCUCCCAGUCUAGUCAGUUAUUCUGCCCUUCAGCUUGUCCCCUGUGUCUCCCAGUCUAGCCAGUUAUUCUGCCCUUCAGCUUGUCCCCUGUGUCUCCCAGUCUAGCCAGUUAUUCUGCCCUUCAGCUUGUCCCCUGUGUCUCCCAGUCUAGCCAGUUAUUCUGCCUUCAGCUUGUCCCCUGUGUCUCCAGUCUAGCCAGUUAUUCUGCCCUUCAGCUUGUCCCCUGUGUCUCAGAGUCUAGCCAGUUAUUCUGCCCUUCAGCUUGUCCCCUGUGUCUCCCAGUCUAGCCAGUUAUUCUGCCCUUCAGCUUGUCCCCUGUGUCUCCCAGAGUCUAGCCAGUUAUUCUGCCCUUCAGCUUGUCCCCUGUGUCUCAGAGUCUAGCGUGUGGUGAUCAACUGUUGAAGAAUGGAAAGCUAGACUGUAGAGACCUGCAGGCCUUCAGUCUCAAAGAACUCAACACUCACAGAAACUCCCUCAAUAAGGCAAUACAAGGUGAGGGUCACUCAGCUAAUACACUGGAUAUACUUCCAUUUUAGAUACAGGUUACAUUAUAUUUAAUAGAUAUAGUAUAUUUCACCUUUUUCAUUUAGAAGUUAUACCAACCUCAUUAUUUUACAUUGAUUUCACCUUUGUCAAAUGAUCUGUAAAACUCUGCCUUUGACCUUACAUUUUGUGUGUGCCUGUGUGUGUGUGUGUGUGUGCCUGUGUGUGUGUGCCUGAGUGUGUGCCUGUGUGUGUGUGCGUGUGUGUGUGUGCCUGUGUGUGUAUAUAUCCCAUCAGACCUGAGCACAGAGCUGGUGGUUGACCUCCAGACUCGGGACCAGCUGAGGACGGAACAGGACGCCAUGCUGCUGGAGGUACAGGGUAUGACAUCACUCUGACCCAGUCCCAGGCAAGGUGGGGGGACAGUUUGUGUCACGGAUUUGGAACUAGAAAUUCCUCUCUAGGGUUCUAUCUCUAUGAGAAGUCCCGUAACCAUAGAAUCCUUCUAAUCAUUCUAAAUCUAUGGUGAGUCGUCAUCACAUCAAAUUGAAUCCCGGUGUCGGUGAUGUCACAAUUAAUCGAUGUCGGAUUAGACACUCUUCUUCAAAUGAAAGGAUGAGUCAAAUCACUCUGAAGAGACUGCAUCACUCCUAAAUACUUUUUGAUUGAAUUGCACAGCGUUUUGUUUUUAUUUUAUACCCAGUGAGCAAAACUGGUUGAAAUGACAUGAUUACACCCAGUUUUACAUUCAUUAUGACAUCACAUCAACCAGUUUUGUUUGCCCUCUGUGUUUUUUUGCGGGAAAUCAAAUGUGUAUGUCUGGACAGUUAUCUGGACUGUUAGUGUUGUAGUGUUUUAGGGGGAAAUAACUGUAAUAUUAUAAGGGAUUAAUAAACUGCUACUGCUGCCCAUGGAUCGAUCUAGCUCUAAUAUCAUCGUCAUCCAUAUAUUGAAAUGUAAUGAUUGUUUGGUAGCACAUUAUUCGAACAAUGCAUCAUAUACAUUGAAUAAAGGUGAUUCUGAUUGCAUCAUAAUAAUAUCAUAGGAUUUUCUUGUCACUGAGUGUUAUGACGUAGAGUUCAAAUAAAGUGUUACAGAUUGUUUUUA
Coregonus sp. 'balchen' is the source of this 4291-nucleotide messenger RNA. Lineage: Eukaryota; Metazoa; Chordata; Actinopteri; Salmoniformes; Salmonidae. The record is from the annotation of a GenBank genome assembly.